Magallana angulata is the source of this 2944-nucleotide messenger RNA. RefSeq names its product alkaline phosphatase-like. NCBI's taxonomy places the organism in Eukaryota, Metazoa, Mollusca, Bivalvia, Ostreida, Ostreidae. The transcript is spliced from 10 exons. The record is from RefSeq and is a predicted model, not a curated record. The coding region runs from base 62 to 1648 and encodes 528 amino acids. Gene Ontology annotation, biological process: dephosphorylation. Gene Ontology annotation, molecular function: alkaline phosphatase activity.
UGUAUGUUACCUGUCCAAGGAGCGGCUCACACAAAGUGUCGUAACAUCAAUCAAAGUAAACAUGUCACCGAGAUCAGCGCUGAUUUUAACCGUGAUCUGCCUUUCAAUUAUUAAUGGUGUAUACACUACUGAUUGGAGUGGUAUGGCCAAAACCACACUUAAAUCUGCUCUUAAAAUAAAACCCAACAACAGGAUCGCUAAAAACGUCAUCAUUUUUAUCGGUGACGGAAUGGGCUUGUCUACCAUUAAUGCUGCUAGAAUCUACAAAGGACAAAAGCUGGGCAACACAGGCGAGGAAACCAUACUGGAGUACGAAACAUUCCCCAACGUGGCCUUGUCCAAAGUGUACGGGUCGGACAAACAGGUACCCGAGUCUGCACAGACAGCUACUGCCUUGCUAUGUGGUGAAAAGACUAACUUUAAUGUCGUUGGGUUAAAAGAUUCUGUCGGAGCCUCUAACUGCAGUGCUUACAUACGUCUGGGACAGGAAGCGGAAGUCAAAUCCAUAAUAAGACACGCUAUAAAACAAGGUAAAUCUACAGGAGUUGUGACGACUACUAGGGUCACCCACGCCACCCCCGCCGCUACAUACGCCCACUCGCCACACCGGGAUUGGGAAUCGGACGCCGACAUUAAUGCCACACUUCACGGCGACUGCAUGGAUAUUGCCCAACAACUAAUUAACAGUAAUCAUGAUAUACAGGUUGUACUUGGAGGGGGUCGUAGAGCAUUUCUUCCAGUAACCGAACCCGAUCCAAAAACAAAUCUCCCAGGUGUGAACUUACGAUUGGACGGUCGAAACCUUGUCCAGAGAUGGGAGUUACUACAGCAGGGGAAGAACAAAAAGUACAAAUAUGUCUGGAGAAAGCAAGACUUCGACGCCGUGGACCCCAAUGACACAGAUUAUCUCUUGGGACUAUUUAGUCCAUCCCACAUGCAAUAUGAACUGGAGCGAGACACCAGCAGCGACGGGGAACCUUCUCUGACGGAGAUGACGGACAAAGCCAUCAAGAUACUGAGUCGCAACAAAAAGGGAUUCGUACUUAUGGUUGAAGGUGGUCGAAUUGACCAUGCCCAUCAUGACACCACCGCAAAGAAAGCUCUAGUGGACGCAGUACAAUUCGAGGAAGCGGUCAAAAUGGCGGUGACCCUAACGAAUAAGGAUGAUACUCUGGUAGUCGUGACGGCAGACCACUCUCAUCCUUUCUCUUUGACUGGAUACACAAACAGAGGAAAUCCUAUUCUUGGUCUCGUUGACCAAGAAAGUUUUGAAUUGCAACCUACUUUAGAUGAUUUGCCAUAUACGUCACUCCUUUAUGCUAAUGGUCCAGGUUAUACAACACCUCGUCAGAAUCUCACCGGAAUAAGAACAGAUGCAAAUAAUUACAUGCAACAAUCUGCUGUACCGCUUGAUUCGGAGACACACAGCGGGGAGGAUGUCGGGAUAUAUGCGAUGGGUCCCAUGUCGCACCUGUUUCAUGGCGUCCACGAGCAGCAUUACGUCGCCCACGUGAUCCAGUAUGCUGCUUGUAUUGGAGAGUACGCCAACGAGUGUGACAAGGACGCCCGGAUGUCAAUUAGUGCCGCACCAACAUAUUCCUUUAAUUAUAUCAUUCUUACUGUUUGUCUACUGUUUUCCUAUUCAUGACACAUGAACGUGCAUAAUGCUUGAUUAUCUAUUGACUUUAUAAAAAAAAAAGAAGGAAAAACAACUUUAAAUUUCAUAUUUCUCAUUUCCUCAGGUUUUCUCAUUAUUGAUCAUGACUCUCUGGUAGUUUUUUUUUCUCUUCUUCUGAUUUUAUCAUUUUAAAGUCCUCGUUAAUCGUUUGAAAAGAAGUGGGAAUAGACAACGAGUUCUACUCAAACAUUUUAACUGUUCAAGUAAGUUUUCAUAAAACUCUUCUACAUUAAACAUAAAUUCGGGUCUGGUAACACUUGGUCAAACCUCAUCUUUGAAUUAUGCAUUUUCUACAAGUACGCUUAAAAGUAUACUGAAUAUUGUAUCAUUUACGUUUGAAAAGGAAGCUUUUUAGCAUCCGUUUAUGUAGAAUUUUGAGAGAAAUAUUAAAUAUAUGGUAACCAGUACGAUGGACCAUUGCAAGAGUUUAACCACUUCGAUUGUUGAUUUAUCUGACCUUGGAGCGGGUUCAAAUAGACUUUGCCUGUUACCCAUCCAUUUGAAUUUCCAAUAAAAAUAUGUUUAAAUUUAAUAAUAACACAAAACAAAAAUUUUAUAGAUCUCUUAAAUUCUUAAGCUUUGACAUGUUAUUAAUCCACAAAUAACGUUGUGUACGUCUAUCUUGCGUUCUAUGUAAUCUGACAUCUAAGGUAGUGAUUAGUUAUUUGUCAUAUUUCUACGAAAUGACAACGAAAUUAAGUUGGGGCUUUUAAAUUAAAUCCAUAUUUAUGCACCGUUGACCGAUUUCAAAAGUUAAACUACUAUGUUCACUUUAGGAUGUCUCGUUUAAUCGAUAUUUCAAGAUUUUAUCUCCUCUGUGACAUAACAUUUUAAUCCACCUCGACAAAUAUCAUACAACACAGUCAAAGAAGUUUAAGACAAAAUAUGUAACAAGUAAACGUAUGCAGUUUGUUUAUUAUUGAUAUGAUAUUCUUAUGAAUAUGAAACCUUUUAGGAACAGAGCAUUUUAUCUAUUAGAUUGUGACGCUUCAAGGAAUCGUAAACCAAUCCUCAAAAAACAAAAUAUAACGUCAUGAUAACCAACAUUUUACGUUCUAAUUGCUAUGACAUGUUUCAUGCCAUCUGAGAAAAAGUAGUUGCUAUACGCCGACUUUUGUUGAUUUUUUCGUAUUUUUCCAAAAGUAAUUCAUCUCUUUUUGUGGACAUGUUUAAUACAUUCAUAGAAGAUCAAAGAUAUUCUUAACGUGAAUAGAUUGCAUUGAUAUUCAAAAUAAAAACUAACAAAUGCAAAUAUUUUUUUGGCAA